Messenger RNA from Zasmidium cellare ATCC 36951, 1683 nucleotides. RefSeq lists its product as uncharacterized. NCBI's taxonomy places the organism in Eukaryota, Fungi, Ascomycota, Dothideomycetes, Mycosphaerellales, Mycosphaerellaceae. Gene Ontology annotation, molecular function: basic amino acid transmembrane transporter activity. The transcript is spliced from 5 exons. The record is from RefSeq and is a predicted model, not a curated record. Gene Ontology annotation, cellular component: fungal-type vacuole membrane. Gene Ontology annotation, biological process: basic amino acid transport; transmembrane transport. Bases 1 to 1683 code for a protein of 560 amino acids.
AUGCCGCCGAAAAAGGACAGCCUGAGUGUCGUCGCUCCAGAGCCUGUCGACGAACGCUCUCCGCUGCUGAAUAAUGCCAAUGGCCAUCCGACAGAGCAGGAGAACCUCGAUGCCCAGGCCGAGCAGGAGAGACGCGAACAUGAGGCUGGCACGGUUCCACUGGCCGAGGAGCCGUCUACGAAGAAGCUGUUACUUACAAUGGGCAGUCUCUGGCUCAUAACGUUCUUUGCGGCCUUAGAUUCCACGGUCGUAGCGACGCUUUCUGGACCCAUUAGUUCGAGCUUCAAUUCGGGAACAUCAUUCUCUUGGAUAGCAUCAGGAUAUCUCCUCGCCAACGCUGCCUGCCAACCACUAUCGGGCAAGCUGACAGACAUCUACGGCCGUCGUGCCGGCCUGGUUUUCGCUGUGACCUUCUUUUCAAUCGGUACCCUUCUCUGCGGACUGGCGAAGCAGGACUGGAUGAUGGUUCUGGGCCGUAUCGUAGCAGGAUCGGGUGGCGGGUGCUUAAACACCGUCAGCGUGUUCAUUGCCUCGGACCUCGUCCCCCUCCGCAAGCGCGGCGUAUGGCAAGGGAUAUCGAACAUUGUCUUCGGAGCAGGGAUGGGGCUGGGAGGUGUUUAUGGAGGAUUCAUCAACGACAGACUCGGCUGGAGAUAUGCCUUUCUCAUCCAAAUUCCAUUUAUUGUCGUAGGCGGCAUUCUCGCCAUAAUCAUGGUCAACGUCCCUGUCAAGGAGACCGACACGGCAAAGAUCAAGCGUGUCGACUUCCUAGGCGCAUUCACCCUCGUGUCAGCAUUGGUCCUCUUACUGCUUGGCUUAAACUCUGGCGGAAACAUCGUUCCCUGGAACCACCCUCUGGUCUACGUCCCAAUACCGCUCAGCUUCGUCUUCCUGCUGAUCUUCGUCUACGUCGAGGACAAGAUUGCUCCGGAGCCUGUCAUUCCGGUUCGCCUGUUGCUCAAUCGAUCUGUCACGGCGGCACUUCUGACCAAUUGGUUUAUGACGAUGAGCGUAUUUGGCCUCCUGUACUACGGCCCUAUCUUCUUUCAAGUCGUCCGCGGAGUCUCAGCAACAGAAGCUGGCACGCAGUUCAUCCCUCAAGCAGCUGGGAUGUCACUGGGAUCUCUGCUCGCAGGCAUUUACAUGCGCUGGAGCGGCAAGUACUGGUGGUGGCAGGUCGGUGCUCAGUGCUUGUCCAUCACUGGCACGGCACUCAUUCUCGCAUUCUUCGACGAACAUGUGUCGCUGGCAGAACCAUACAUCUUUCUUUUCGUUGGAGGCCUUGGAUAUGGCUCCAUGCUGACAGUCACUCUGCUGGCCCUGAUUUCUGCCGUCGACCACAAAUACCAAGCAGUCAUCACGUCAGCGAGCUACGCAUUCCGCUCCACCGGGUCAACGAUUGGCGUCACGAUAGCCAGUACCGUCUUCCAGAACCUCCUGAAGUCGUUCCUCUAUGAGAAGUUUGGAGAUCGACCAGAUGCCGCACACAGGAUCAGAAGGAUUAGAGACAACCCCGAGGAGAUCAAGUAUCUGCCUGAUGCGUGGAAAACUGGGGUGAUUGAGUCGUACAUUGCAGCGCUGCGAGGCGUGUGGACGGUGGUGUUGGUAUUAACCGUGGUCUCGUCCAUAACGUGCUUGUUCAUUCGACAGCAUACACUGUACAGCAGCCUGGAUCGGAAAUAG